AUGAGUGGCAAAAAGAUGCGCAACUUAUCAUACAAAAAGGCUGUGAGAAGACAAAAGAGUCUUGAACAGAGUAUUCAGUCUGCCCAGGAGACUGACAAAACCCUCCGCUUAAUCCAAGAGUCUCUUGCUGUUAUUGACAAACAGCUAACAGCCUACAUUGCAGACAGAGUUGAUGCCGCACAGGUCCCUCAGGAAGCCCAGAAAAUACAAUCUGAAUUAACAAGCCAUGAGAUUAGUUUGGAAGAAAUGAAGAAACGAAACCGGGGUAAAGAUGCUGCCAAAAGAGUGCUUUCCCAAAUUGAUGUGGCACAGAAAAAGCUGCAGGAUGUGUCCAUGAAGUUUCGCUUGUUUCAGAAGCCAGCCAACUUUGAACAGCGCCUACAAGAAUGUAAAAGAAUUUUAGAUGAAGUGAAAUUGCAGGUUCCCAAGUUGGAGAUGAAGAGUGUUGAGCAGGAAGUUGUACAAUCACAGUUGGAUCAUUGCAUGAAAUUAUAUAAAAGCCUGAGUGAGGUGAAGUCUGAAGUGGAAACAGUGAUAAAAACUGGGAGGCAGAUUGUUCAAAAGCAGCAGACAGAGAACCCAAAAGAACUGGAUGAAAGGCUUACGGCUUUGAAGUUGCAAUAUAAUGAACUGGGUGCAAAGGUGACAGAAAAAAAGCAAGAGCUAGAGAAAUGCUUGAAAUUGUCCCGGAAGCUACGAAAAGAAAUUAAUGCUAUGACAGAAUGGCUUGCAGUGACAGAUGCAGAAUUGACAAAGAGAUCAGCUGUGCAGGGGAUGCCUAGCAAUUUGGAUGCUGAAAUUGCCUGGGGCAAGGCAACACGGAAGGAGAUUGAGAAACGCCAGGUCCAUCUUAAGAACAUUGGUGAUUUAGGAGAGAAUUUGAAGACAGUGCUGAAAGGAAAGGAAAGUCUAGUGGAGGAUAAACUCAGCCUCCUGAACAGUAAUUGGAUAGCAGUAACUUCACGCGCUGAGGAAUGGUUCAAUCUGUUACUGCGCUUAAAGGCUGAGCUGAAUGAUAUGCAUCCAAAGGUGGACUCUGUGCGUGACCAGGCAGUUGACUUGAUGACAAACCGUGGAGAUCACUGCAGGAAAGUAAUAGAGCCUAAACUGUCAGAGCUCAACCAGCGAUUUGCAGCUCUAUCGCAAAGAAUUAAGAGCGGAAAG
Phaethon lepturus (White-tailed tropicbird) is the source of this 1164-nucleotide messenger RNA. RefSeq names its product dystrophin-like. The annotation marks the transcript as partial. Gene Ontology annotation, biological process: synaptic signaling. The transcript has 8 exons. Gene Ontology annotation, cellular component: plasma membrane. Gene Ontology annotation, molecular function: protein binding. The record is from RefSeq and is a predicted model, not a curated record. NCBI's taxonomy places the organism in Eukaryota, Metazoa, Chordata, Aves, Phaethontiformes, Phaethontidae.